AUGGGUCUUCUUCUAGCAGAAUCUCUGCCAUUUCGCGGACCCCUGCUAAUCACAACAGCCAAAAUUCUGACAUCCCUGGCACUUAUUUUUACAUCAUGUUUCCGAUCAUCUGCUUCCGCCAACUCAAAAUGGAUUGCCGGUCCCAAGGGCAAAGCUUUCAAAGGAAGUGUGCAAGAGCUUCAGACCGGAGGUGCUGCCAGCUGCAAGGCUUGGUUCUCUCUUUACCAGCAAUACGGACCGGCCUAUGAGAUGACAAUCCCUUUCUUUCGCUUACAUAUCAUCAACCAUCCAACCUAUCUCGAACAUAUUCAAAAGCAUAACAGUAAAAACUACAUUCGCGGGGCAUUUACGCGGAACGCGUUUCAGAGCCUUCACCGGUCCAGCAUUUUCAUCUCAGAUGGCCCCGCGUGGCACCUGCAACGAAAAGCUGCAACAAAGGCAUUUAGCAAGGCAAAUUUUGAGAAACAUAUCACUCGAUCGCUUCACUAUUGGCUUGACAUGUUGAUGAAAUUGCUAUCUAAUCUGGAGAGAGAGAAUCAGGAAUUCGACUUUCAAGAACUAAUGGGCCGCCUCAUGUUCUGUCUAUUCCUUCAGGUUGCAUUUCACGAAGAGAAGAUGGCUUUGGAAAUUCUAUCUGAAGAUCCGAAGUCCCUCGCAUCGAAGCCGGUAUAUGUUGAGGCUUUCGAUAAUGCUCUCUACUUAUUCGACCGAAGGCGACGUGACCCUCUGUGGAAAUUCAACGAAAGGUUGUCCGGCGAGGAUAAGAUCAGCCAACACGCCGUCGGUCUCUUCUACGAACAGAUAGAUGGUCUAAUUCAGAGGCGCCUUGACGCGAUGAACUCUGGUUACAAGCCUGACCCCAAUGCCGGCGUUGAUCUCUUAGACCUCUUCAUACAGUCGACUCAAGAUCGAUAUACGCUCGGUGGCAUGGUAUUUGCUUUUCUCUCAGCAGGCCGGGACACAACUGCCUACACUAUCUCGUGGCUCAUGAAAGAAAUCCAUCACGACGACAACAAGCAUCUCGAUGCCCUCAACAAAAUCAGAACGGAGGUUGAAGACCAUGGUUUUGCAACUAGCUUCCUCGGUUAUGGUGAUACCCCGAAGCUGCAAUUCAUGAAUGCAAUGUGGGACGAGAAUGCGCGCCUCAAUACGGUAUCUCCUGCUGGCCAGAUGGAGGCAGCAGACGAUGAUAUCCUUCCGGCAGUUCCAGAAUUGAAUAUGCCUCCGAGACGUGUCAAAAAGGGGGAUAUCGUGAGCUACCAAAAUUAUGUCAUUUCUCGCAUGCCACAGGUAUGGGGAGAGGAUGCCGCUGUCUUCAACCCAUCGAGAUGGUUUAAAGAGAAUGGGGAAAGCAUAUCCCAUGGUCCUUUCAGUGAGUCGUGA
Messenger RNA from Penicillium waksmanii, 1383 nucleotides. RefSeq lists its product as uncharacterized. Gene Ontology annotation, molecular function: monooxygenase activity; iron ion binding; heme binding. The transcript is spliced from 6 exons. Lineage: Eukaryota; Fungi; Ascomycota; Eurotiomycetes; Eurotiales; Aspergillaceae. Bases 1 to 1383 code for a protein of 460 amino acids. The record is from RefSeq and is a predicted model, not a curated record.